Messenger RNA from Acanthochromis polyacanthus (spiny chromis), 3067 nucleotides. RefSeq names its product GRB2-related adapter protein-like. Lineage: Eukaryota; Metazoa; Chordata; Actinopteri; Pomacentridae. The coding region runs from base 840 to 1538 and encodes 232 amino acids. The record is from RefSeq and is a predicted model, not a curated record. Gene Ontology annotation, molecular function: protein binding. The transcript has 5 exons.
UGUUUCAGCUCAUCAAACUAUCAUUUAGAUUUAUUGAAUACUAGACAGCAAUAACCCACAAAAUGCAGUUUUUAAUUAUGAUUGAUUGAAAACCUGUAUCAACCCUGUGAAAAAGUAAUUGCCCCCCUGAGCCUGAUAACUGGUUGGUCUCUUGGCACCAACAACUGCAGUUAAAUGUUUUUUUCCAGCUUGUGAUCAGUCUUUUCCACCAUGGAGGAAUUCUAGUCCACUCUUCUCUACAAAAUAAUUUUAAUUCGGUCACAUUAGAUGGUUUUCAGCACUUUUAACAUCUUGUGCAGCGUCUCAUUUGGUAAACCUUUAUACAAACUGCAAAAGAAUUUACACCUUUUCUCAAAAAUCUUUUGGAAUUUGGAAAACAAUGAGUCACCGAGUUAACUCCUGCCCAGAUCUGUUCUAAUAGGAAUGCUCUAUUUCGGGUGCUUUUCAUUCCUUCGCUGUGUCUGGCUUCCACUGUGGCUGAUUUCCCUGAUGACUGGAAACGCUCCACUAAAGAGUUUGAAGUGAGCGUGGACGGAGAGAGCUGUCGGCUUCUCCACGUGUUCACACCACAAUCUCUAACUCGGUCACAUGGACGAACAGAGGGACACACGCGCAGAAAAAAAACCCCUCUCCUCGUGAACUAAUGAGGAGGAAGUGAGCGACUGCACUCGCACAGACACACAUUGAUUUAUUUAUUUUUUUUCAUCGCCCCGCUGAGCUGAAGCCACUCUUUCAUUCAUGCUCUGACUUCUGCUCAGGAUGGAGGCUGUGGCUCUGUUCUCUUUCACAGCGUCCGAAGCAGAUGAGAUCAGCUUCCACAAAGGGGACAUUAUCAAGAAAUGGAGGAUGAUUCCUGCUGGGUCACAGCAGAGAUCCAGGGAAGGCGAGGCUACGUCCCUGAGAACUACAUUUCCCUCCUCCCUCAUCCGUGGUUUGCAGGUCCGGUGUCGAGACUCGAGGCCGAACAGAGACUGCGUUGGCAGGACACCGGGGUGUUUCUGGUGAGGGAGAGUGAAUCAGCUCCUGGAGAGUUUUCUGUCUCUGUUAGCUAUGGCGACAGGGUGGAGCACUUCCGAGUCCUGGAGGGCGGCGGUCAGUACUGCAUCUGGGACGAGUCGUUCUGUUCCCUCAACCGCCUGGUGGACUUCUACCGAACCCACAGCGUCGCCGUGGAGAAGGUGGUCUGCUUCAGAGACCCUCCCUCGUCUCCGCAGCUGCUGCCUCACCCGGCUCGUAACCCCUACCCCAACCCCUACAGAAGCAGCUCUCAGGAGUCCAUCCCCUCUGCCCGACUACACUCUCACCCCUCUCACCCGGAGAGAGAAAGCUCCCCCCGUCGACUGCAACCAGUUUUGGAGAAGCCUCGCCUGGCUCACGCCCUCUGCGACUACACCCCCCCUCAGAGCGCCCACCUCCACUUCCUGCGUGGCGACAUCAUCGACCUGCUAGACUGCUCAAGCUCGCUGAGCUGGAGGGGGCGCUGUCGAGGACGAGUCGGAGUGUUCCCACCAGAUUACGUCCAACCGCUGUACCACUGACGCCAUAUCAGACCCUCGGCAACGUGCUGCCGUAACGCCGACACUUAUCAAUCAAUUUAGUCAAUAAAUCAGUUAACUGAAAACUAAUAGAUAACAAUAAAUUUAAGGCCCCGUCCAAUCAGCUUCAUGCUAUGAGCUUUAUAUUAUGGGGUCCUGUGGUUGCAGUAUUUUCUGGCAAAACUGAUUAUUUCUCAUGAGAGAUUUUCUGUUUUUCUUAGUGACUGUGGGAAAACGGGUUUACAGAAACAAAAUCGAACCACACCCUGAUUAAUUUUUGGGUGUAAAACUCUGAAUGAUACCUAAAGAUGUUAGUCAGUUCUUGCUUUGUUAGUCCCAAAUACCUGCUGUGUCAUCGGACAGAAGUGAGUAUUCAGAGUAAAAAUGUAAUGAGUUAAGUCAGUUCCAGUAUUGAGCAAUGGCUGACUGAAUUCUGUCAUUAUUACAUGAACAGACAAUUAUGUAUCAUUUCCAACAGAUGAAGUCUUUAUUUAAAAAAAUCACCUUGCGAUGAGCACAGGCGUUGUGCAUGUAUACGUUAUGUACGGAUAACGAAUCGCGUGAUCUAAAUAUGAAGCGGGCGACAGGAAUCAAUGGGACUCAGGAAAACCCUCACAAUAUAAUCAACUGUUCCUUGUAUCAUUUCAGAUGGAUGAGGUCCGAUAAGUCUGCAGUGGUCGAUUUGUAGUAGGAUCACAAUCAUGUGAUCAUCAGCAGGCAGCUGAUGUAGGGUUCACUUGUUGUCAUGGUUACAGUGACACCAUGCUGCUAUCUUCAAUGAUACAGAAAUCUUUAACAAAUCCAUGGAUCCAGACUAUAAGCUGCAUCACUGCCCAAAUCUCAUCAGGUGGUCCUUGUGUCAUUUCUGACCUUCUCUGAAAAUUUCAUCCAAAUCCGUUAAUCUGUUUUUGGGAAAUGUUGUGAACAGACAGACAGAUGAACAAACGCCCGCUGAUCGUCACGUAACUGUUCCUUGGCAUAGUAAUAAUUGCUGCAGCCUCAGAGUGAACCAGCUUAUAGUGAAUAUAUGCAUUAAAAGCGGAAUUUAACUUUACGUUUUGCUGUCCAUUUUUCACCAUUUUCUGAGGUUUUACAAACAAACAGUAAUGAAUUGAUCCAGAAAAUAAUCAACAGACUAAUCGGCGAUGAAAAUAGUGACUAAAAUCAACGCCGUGAUGCAUUAUUAACAUUUUAGUCACAAUGUAGGUGCUACAGUCACUUUUUAACUCGUGGGAAAUGGCAUUAGAUGAGCUGAACUGGUCCUUUAAAGCUGUUUAAAAUACUGAAUCGAUUCAUAUAGGACACAGAGGAGGUAAAACAAGACAUAAGAGGACGUUAUAUUCAUGGAAAACUUUGGAUGUUAGGCUGCGGGGAAACUAACAAUUCAGACACCAACAGGGGUUGUUUGUGUUUCCUGUUUUUACUGACUAAUCAGUAAAUCAAAAUGACCUGAAGUAAAAACUGAAAAUACCUGCUGUAGCCUCAAAGUGAACCAGCUUGUAUUGAACAUAUGCAUUAAAUAUGAAAUUUUA